Phycodurus eques (leafy seadragon) is the source of this 1486-nucleotide messenger RNA. It is a transcript of the gene cxcl12a, whose product is annotated as chemokine (C-X-C motif) ligand 12a (stromal cell-derived factor 1). Gene Ontology annotation, biological process: immune response; induction of positive chemotaxis; positive regulation of cell migration. The record is from RefSeq and is a predicted model, not a curated record. Lineage: Eukaryota; Metazoa; Chordata; Actinopteri; Syngnathiformes; Syngnathidae. Gene Ontology annotation, cellular component: extracellular region. Bases 53 to 349 code for a protein of 98 amino acids. The transcript has 4 exons. Gene Ontology annotation, molecular function: chemoattractant activity; chemokine activity.
AACUUGGUCCUCCACAAGCCUUCUGGACUUACUCUGAGCAGGAUAAGACACGAUGGGCGUCAAGUUGCUCGCAGUCGUGGCUGCGCUCACACUGCUGACAUAUGCGCCACCUUCGCAAGCCAAGCCCAUCAGUCUGUUGGAGAGAUGCUACUGUCGUUCAACAGUCAACAGCCUCCCUCGAGGAUACAUACGAGAGCUCCGCUUCAUCCAUACGCCCAACUGCCCCUUCCAAGUCAUUGCCAAGCUGAAGACAAACAAGGAGGUGUGUGUGAACCCCGAAAUCCGAUGGCUGCAGCAGUACCUGAAGAACGCCAUCAACAAGAUGAAAAAGUCCAAGCAGGUUAACUAAAGUAUCUACUAAGAUCCUUCUAAGCCAUCAUUGAGGAUAUGGACCAUUAUCACAUAUAUAUACUGUUUAUAUAAAUACAGUAUAUACUGUAUAUGUUGCAUAGUCAUCAAAAUGCUAUGUUGUAGAGCACUUACUGUAUCAUGGCUCCCCUGCUGCAGUCUCUUGCAUAGAAUCAACGCAUUAUCAUCACCACCACCAUCGUCGCUUAGAUCAUAGAUUCUAUUUGUGAAAAGUGCAAUUAUAUCUGCGUUUGGUCUCCUAACAAUAAUGUAUAUGCUUGUUUUGUACUUCAUCAGAAAAGGGUUUUUGGGCCCCAAAACAUAACGAUAGGCGGUUCACCACAAUGUAGUCCAUAUUUCAAGUUAAUUGGCGCCUAGGAAUUUCUGUUGGUACCCCACAGACUGAGUAUAAUAUACUGGGUUCUAGUAAAAGUCCCAAUUAUGAUGUUUUUGUAAUGGAAUUAAGGACUCGAGCAUUUCCUGAGGAAUACUGCGGUUUUGAUAAUGUGACCCCCAACAUGUAUGCUUUAGUUUUCUCACUCAUCGAGAAUAAGAGGUUUUACAGGUUUAAUGGAGUAAAAAAAGUCUGCUAUCACAAAGUUGUGUCUACUACAAACAUGAAAAAAUGAAGACCCUCAGUGAUCUCAUUUGUCACCCAAAAAUUAUAAACUUGAUUUGGCUGGAUGAUAAUGUAAACGUGGCAGUGAUCGCAACAAUUUGUACAGCAAUUAGGUCUGACAUAAAUCACACCAGUAGUUAUAAAAACAGUUGGGAGAUAAAGUCAUACAUUCAACUGUCAUGCAGAUAAAAAUGCACUUUAUAUCUGAGCUACUUUUUUUUUUUUUUUUUUCUUCAACACUAAAACUCUCUUUUUCCAUGUUCAUAUCCUGUUAUCUGUGUUCAUUUUCAUCAAUGAAUGUUUUGCUCACAUGUAACUUUUUCAAAUCUGGGAAAUGCCAGCUCGUCGAUUAUAUCUCCACGUCGUAUGUAAGAUUAAUGUGAUAUAAAUGUUUUAUUUUUGUACUCUUUAAUGCAUUUAAAUGAAUGGACUACUUUAACAACUGAGCCGUCCGGUCAACAUUUUAUUGUGAAAAAUGUAUUCAGUUAUUCAGUAAAAUUAAAUCAAAUAAACAGCGUG